Fonsecaea pedrosoi CBS 271.37 is the source of this 336-nucleotide messenger RNA. RefSeq lists its product as uncharacterized. The coding region runs from base 1 to 336 and encodes 111 amino acids. The transcript has a single exon. NCBI's taxonomy places the organism in Eukaryota, Fungi, Ascomycota, Eurotiomycetes, Chaetothyriales, Herpotrichiellaceae. The record is from RefSeq and is a predicted model, not a curated record.
AUGGCAAACCCCAAGUUAUUUCCCGAGACCUGCUCUUCCCUCCUGUUCAAGGAGAUUGUGAUCUCUAAUGUCCCUGCGACUUGUCCAACCACCACUGAAGUCAUUCUUCUAAUCUUGAAUCGUCCGAAAAGAUUCAAUGCAGUGACAGAGAGUAUGCUCGAGGAGAUUAUUACUGCACAUCGGUAUUUUGACGCCGAUGAUCGUGUCAAAGCAAUCGUGAUAACGGGCGCUGGGCCAUCGUUCUGUGUGGGCGCGGAUCUUGAGGUCGGCUUUUCCAAACUUGUCAAGAAUCUGAAACAAGACCCUUCAUCCAUCGGAACUUACAGAGAUGGGUAA